Molecule: messenger RNA, 1581 nt
Organism: Fibroporia radiculosa
Lineage: Eukaryota; Fungi; Basidiomycota; Agaricomycetes; Polyporales; Fibroporiaceae
Exons: 12
Coding region: 1-1581 (526 amino acids)
Molecular function (GO): iron ion binding; monooxygenase activity; heme binding
Source: RefSeq, a predicted model, not a curated record
AUGUACACAGUCAUUUUUGGCGUUUUCGCCGUCUGGCUCUCAUACAAGCUCGUCACCCAUCUCCGUCGCCGGGCUCGUUCAACUCUGCUUGCAGGCCCACCCAACCCUAGCUGGCUGCUAGGUGUUGGCCGUUACCUCACAAAGUCUGCCGAUCCUGGGCUGGUAUACGAGCAAUGGGCGAAGGAGUACGGCUCUGUAUACAAGGUUCCUGCGACUAUGGGUUACUCUCGCGUCGUUCUGUGUGACCCGAAGGCGAUCUUGCAUUUCUACUCCCACGAGACGUUCGGGUAUAUGCAGACAGAACUUACCAAGAGGUCUAUCGAGAAUAUUGUUGGAAAGGGAAUCUUAUGGGCUGAAGGUGAAAGUCAUAAAAGGCAGAGGAAGGCCCUGUCGCCUGCCUUCAGUAAUGCAGCCAUCCGCAGGCUGACGCCUGUAUUCUACGACUCUGCAUACAAGACUAAGGCUGCUUGGGACACCUUAAUUCAAUCUGGCUCAGAGGACUGGGCGAUCAUCGAAGUUCAAAAUUGGAUGAAUAAUGUUUCCCUCGACUCUGUCGGUAUCGCUGGUUUUUCGUACGACUUUGGCACAUUGCACGGAAAGUAUUCGGCUGUCGCAGAUUCCUUUGCGUCGUUUGGCACGCUAAAGCCUACCCUCCUUGGUGCUGUGACGUUCAUCGUUGGACUUGCGCUUCCCAUCCUGACAAAGAUUCCCACCGACUUUCGUAUCCUUGUCAAACGGCUUAACGCAAGCAUGGGAGAGAUUGCGGACGAAUUGCUCGCGAAUAUGCGCAAGGAGAGCGAGGGAGAGGUUAAGACGGAGGACAAGAGUAUCAUCGGACUGCUAAUCAAGGCAGAAGGCAGUGAUGCCGAACUACGUUUGUCACAGGAAGAAGUGAUGGCACAGAUGAAGACGCUCAUUCUCGCUGGAUACGAGACGACGUCUGUCAGCCUGACGUGGGCGCUCAUUGAACUCUGCAAGAAGCCCGAACUGCAGACGAAGCUGCGCGAAGAACUUUUGCAAUUCUCUAGCAACGAUCCGUCAUGGGAUCAGCUAAUCAACAACCUCCCGUUCCUCGAUGCCGUGUUCCAUGAGGUUUUGCGUCUCCACCCUCCGGUUGGUGAGACCACUCGCAUGGCAUCCUCAGACGACAUCAUCCCGCUCUCGACCCCGCUUCGGACACCUUCUGGCACGAUCGUCGACCGUAUCGCAAUUCCAAAGGGCCAGGUGGUUACGGUCCCAAUCCACAGCAUGAACCGCUCGUGUGAGUUUUGGGGCGCGGAUGCGAAGGAGUUCGAUCCAGAGCGAUGGUUACGCCCAGAUGGCCUACCCAAGCGCGCACAGGAGAUCCAGGGACAUAAACAUUUGCUCUCUUUCGUCGAUGGUCCACGGAUCUGUCUUGGGCGCGGAUUUGCGCAGGCCGAAUUCAAAGCGGUGUUGUCUGUCCUUAUCCGCAACUAUGUAUUCGAGUUCAGAGAUGGCCCUGAUACCAAGAUCGAAAUCGUGAGAGGCAUUCUCCCUCGUCCUGCCAUUGCGGGGGAGACGGGCGCGCGGAUUCCAUUGCGCGUUCGACGGGUAGAGUGA